Messenger RNA from Calypte anna (Anna's hummingbird), 1767 nucleotides. RefSeq names its product tumor necrosis factor receptor superfamily member 6. Gene Ontology annotation, biological process: apoptotic process; positive regulation of apoptotic process; immune response. The record is from RefSeq and is a predicted model, not a curated record. The coding region runs from base 117 to 1358 and encodes 413 amino acids. Gene Ontology annotation, cellular component: cell surface; plasma membrane. The transcript has 10 exons. Lineage: Eukaryota; Metazoa; Chordata; Aves; Apodiformes; Trochilidae. Gene Ontology annotation, molecular function: protein binding; transmembrane signaling receptor activity.
CGUGCGUGGGGGCGGGGGCGGCCAAGUCCCUCCCCGGGGCCGGAUAAAGCAGCGGCAGAGCCACGGGAAGGUGUCUGAGGAGUGGGAAGCGCCGUGGAGCCUCUUCGAGAGCUGCUAUGGGAACGGGGUCCCCGGUGGUGCGACUGCUGCCGGUUUUACUGCUGAUAAUGCCUGGGAGGGGAGCAGAGUACUGCCCGGAGGGAGAAUACUUCCAUGGAGGUCACUGCUGCCUGUUUUGUCCAGCAGGUACUUUCGUUGCUCAGCACUGUAGUGCUCCACAUACGAGAGGAAGAUGCAAACCUUGCACUGAAGGAGAGGAUUAUACUGCCCACGAGAAUGGCUUGGAAGAAUGCUUGUCCUGCAGACAGUGCAAAGAUGAUCAGAUAACUCUGAGACCCUGUACUCUGACGAGUGAUACUGAAUGCCAGUGCAAGCAAGGGUAUUUCUGCCCUGCCGAGGGCUGUGAAAUAUGUCAGAGAUGCAGUACAAUGUGUCCGGAGGGGAAGGAAAUUGUGCAGAACUGCAAUGCUACUGUGGACCUGAGCUGCGGCUCCCCUGAUCAAGGAAGCUCAGCUCCUGUUUAUAUUUUUGUGAUUAUCUUGGUGUGUGUUAUUGUUGGUUUGCUGUUCUUUGUAACUAAAAAGCUGAGAAGAGAGAAAGCUGCUUCCACUGGGAAAGAUGCUGAGAAGGGUCUGGAUUUGGAGGACAAUACUGAAAGCCUCAUUUUACCAGAAGCAGAAACACUUGGAAAUAACACAGUCAGCUUGGAGGGUGAGAACCCUGGAAGUCCAGAGGGCCAAGUGCAAACCACUGUCAACUUAGAAGUAAAAAAUGCAUUAGAAGAGGAAAAAGUUGCUAUGCUUCCUGAGCAGGGCACUGUCCUGCGUGGGAGCUGGAGGCACCGCAUGGAGAGGUGCUGGAAGAGGGUAACCAAGCCUCCACUACCAGCAAAGACUGGCCCAAAUCCUGCUUUUCAUCAGAAUACCCUGGCUAAUGGACCAAGGGGUCAGAUGCCAGCAAAUCAUAGGGUCCGAGACUCACAGUGCCAAAUAAAAGUUAAAGAUCUCUCACAAAAAGAACUGAGAGAGAGCUUUGAGACUGUUAUAAAUGAAGUACCACCAAAAAAAUGGAAAUGGCUCAUGAGGACUCACCUGCAGGAAAAUGUUAUUAUUAAAAUUAUUCAUGACUUUCCUAACGAUAGAGAAGAGCAAUGUUAUCAGAUGCUGCUCACGUGGAAAAACACGCUGGGUGAAAAGCAAACUAUUAUUAAGUUAUUGGAGGAGUUAAAAAGUCUGGAUAUCAGGGCUUAUGAAAAUGUAUUGAACUCUUUAAAAAGUAAUAAUAUUAUAAUAUGUUAGAAGCCACCUAAUUAACGUUUCUGAUGAACUUGGGAAGUGCUGUUGUGUACAUACCUAUGUUUACAGACUUUCUAUAGUGAGGAUGUCUGCAAAGUGACACAAGUGAUGGCGUGGACUUGAUACCCUCCUCACCUCCAGGUGAGGUGAUCCAACACCAUGUCUGUGUCCCUGGGCUCUGCCUGUGGUGUUCCUGAGGUCUUUUGAGUUGUAGGAUGUUGAAGUCAGGGAUCGAGAGCCAGGAGCUCGUGUUUUCCUUUCCUGGAAAAGCAGGGUGAGAGCCAGGGUGCUGCGAGUGAAGAAGCUGCUGCUGCUUUUGGGAGCGAUGUUGUUGUUUUUUGCAAUGCUGUGUGACCCGCUGGGUCUGUGUUCUGUUCUGUGUCCUGUGGGGAAACAAAGCAAUAAAAACCCC